GGUAACGGAAGUGUGGCGGCGUUGAGUUGAGCGGGCUUUUUGGAAGUUUGUGGCGGAGUUCUGUGAUAUGAGCAACAAUGGACCAGAAGAUUUUAUCUCUAGCAGCAGAAAAAACAGCAGACAAACUGCAAGAAUUUCUUCAAACCCUGAGAGAAGAUGAUGUGAGUAUUAGGAAGCAUGUUCUGCUAAAAUUGACUAACCUCCUUCAGAAUCAAGCAGUGAAAGGAAAAGUUGCUGGAGCACUCCUGAGAGCCAUCUUCAAAGGUUCCCCCUGCCGUGAGGAAGCUGGAACACUUAGGAGACGUAAGAUAUACACUUAUUGUAUCCAGUUGGUGGAAUCAGGGGAUUUGCAGAAAGAAAUAGCGUCUGAGAUCAUAGGAUUACUGAUGCUGGAGGCUCACCAUUUUCCAGGACCAUUAUUGGUUGAAUUAGCCAAUGAGUUUAUUAGUGCUGUCAGAGGAGGCAGCCUAGUGAAUGGAAAAUCUUUGGAGUUACUACCUAUCAUUCUCACUGCCCUGGCUACCAAAAAGGAAAAUCUGGCUUAUGGAAAAGGUGUACUGAAUGGGGAAGAAUGUAAGAAGCAGUUGAUUAACACCCUGUGUUCUGGCAGGUGGGAUCAGCAAUAUGUAAUCCAGCUCACCUCCAUGUUCAAGGAUGUCCCUCUGACUGCAGAAGAGGUGGAAUUUGUGGUGGAAAAAGCAUUGAGCAUGUUCUCCAAGAUGAAUCUUCAAGAAAUACCACCUUUGGUCUAUCAGCUUCUGGUUCUCUCCUCCAAGGGAAGCAGAAAGAGUGUUUUGGAAGGAAUCAUAGCCUUCUUCAGUGCACUAGAUAAGCAGCACAAUGAGGAACAGAGUGGUGAUGAGCUGUUGGAUGUUGUUACUGUGCCAUCAGGUGAACUUCGUCAUGUGGAAGGCACCAUUAUUCUUCACAUUGUGUUUGCCAUCAAAUUGGACUAUGAACUAGGCAGAGAACUCCUGAGACACUUAAAGGCAGGACAGCAAGGAGAUUCCAAAAAUAACUUAAGUCCCUUCAGCAUUGCUCUUCUUCUCUCUGUAACAAGAAUACAAAGAUUUCAGGACCAGGUGUUUGAUCUUUUAAAGACUUCGGUUGUAAAGAGUUUUAAGGAUCUUCAACUCCUCCAAGGCUCAAAAUUUCUUCAGAAUCUAGUUCCUCAUAGGUCUUAUGUUUCAGCCAUGAUCUUGGAAGUGGUAAAGAAUAGCGUUCAUAGUUGGGACCAUGUUACUCAGGGCCUUGUUGAACUUGGUUUCAUUUUGAUGGAUUCAUACGGGCCAAAGAAGGUUCUUGAUGGAAAAACUAUUGAAACCAGCCCAAGUCUUUCUAGAAUGCCAAACCAGCAUGCAUGUAAGCUCGGAGCUAGUAUCCUGUUGGAAACUUUUAAGAUCCAUGAGAUGAUCAGACAAGAAAUUCUGGAGCAGGUCCUCAACAGGGUUGUUACCAGAGCAUCUUCUCCCAUCAGUCAUUUCUUAGACCUGCUUUCAAAUAUCGUCAUGUAUGCACCCUUAGUUCUUCAAAGUUGUUCUUCUAAAGUCACAGAAGCUUUUGACUAUUUGUCCUUUCUCCCCCUUCAGACUGUACAAAGGCUACUUAAGGCAGUGCAGCCCCUUCUCAAAGUCAGCAUGUCAAUGAGAGACUCCUUGAUACUUGUUCUUCGGAAAGCAAUGUUUGCCAACCAGCUUGAUGCCCGAAAAUCUGCAGUUGCUGGAUUUUUGCUGCUACUGAAGAACUUCAAAGUUUUAGGCAGCCUGUCAUCCUCUCAGUGCAGUCAGUCUCUUAGUUUCAGUCAGGUUCAUGUGGAUGUUCACAGUCAUUAUAAUUCUGUUGCCAAUGAAACUUUUUGCCUUGAGAUCAUGGAUAGUUUGAGGAGAUGCUUAAGCCAGCAAGCUGAUGUUCGACUUAUGCUUUAUGAGGGGUUUUAUGAUGUUCUUCGAAGGAACUCUCAGCUGGCUAAUUCAAUCAUGCAAACUCUGCUCUCACAGUUAAAACAGUUCUAUGAGCCAAAACCUGAUCUGCUGCCUCCUUUGAAAUUAGAAGCUUGUAUUCUGACCCAAGGAGAUAAGAUCUCUCUACAAGAACCACUGGAUUAUCUGCUGUGUUGUAUUCAGCAUUGUUUGGCCUGGUAUAAGAAUACAGUGAUACCCUUACAGCAGGGAGAGGAGGAAGAGGAGGGGGAAGAGGCAUUCUACCAAGACCUAGAUGAUAUAUUGGAGUCCAUUACUAAUAGAAUGAUUAAGAGUGAGCUGGAAGACUUUGAACUGGAUAAAUCAGCAGAUUUUUCUCAGAGCACCAGUAUUGGCAUAAAAAAUAAUAUCUGUGCUUUUCUUGUGAUGGGAGUUUGUGAGGUUUUAAUAGAAUACAAUUUCUCCAUAAGUAAUUUCAGUAAGAACAAAUUUGAGGACAUUCUGAGCUUAUUUAUGUGUUACAAAAAGCUCUCUGACAUCCUUAAUGAAAAAGCUGGUAAAGCCAAAACUAAAAUGGCCAACAAGACGAAUGAUAGUCUUUUGUCCAUGAAAUUCGUGUCCAGUCUUCUCACUGUUCUUUUCAGGGAUAGUAUCCAAAGCCACCAAGAAAGCCUUUCUGUUCUCAGGUCCAGCAGUGAGUUUAUGCGCUAUGCAGUGAACAUAGCUCUGCAGAAAGUACAGCAGCUAAAGGAAACGGGGCAUGUGAGUGGCCCUGAUGGCCAAAACCCAGACAAGAUCUUUCAGAACCUCUGUGACAUAACUCGAGUCUUGCUAUGGAGAUAUACUUCAAUUCCUACUUCAGUGGAAGAGUCGGGAAAGAAAGAGAAAGGAAAGAGCAUCUCACUGCUGUGCUUGGAGGGUUUACAGAAAAUAUUCAGUGCUGUGCAACAGUUCUAUCAGCCCAAGAUUCAGCAGUUUCUCAGAGCUCUGGAUGUCACAGAUAAGGAAGGAGAAGAGAGAGAAGACGCAGACGUCAGUGUCACUCAGAGAACAGCAUUCCAGAUCCGGCAAUUUCAGAGGUCCUUGUUGAAUUUACUUAGCAGCCAAGAGGAAGAUUUUAAUAGCAAAGAAGCCCUCCUGCUAGUCACUGUUCUUACCAGUUUGUCCAAGCUACUGGAGCCCUCAUCUCCUCAGUUUGUGCAGAUGUUAUCCUGGACAUCAAAGAUUUGCAAGGAAAACAGCUGGGAGGAUGCCUUGUUUUGCAAGAGCUUGAUGAACUUGCUCUUCAGCCUGCAUGUUUUGUAUAAGAGUCCUGUCAUUCUGCUGCGUGACUUGUCCCAGGAUAUCCAUGGGCAUCUGGGAGAUAUAGACCAGGAUGUAGAGGUAGAGAAAACAAACCACUUUGCAAUAGUGAAUUUGAGAACGGCUGCCCCCACUGUCUGUUUACUUGUUCUGAGUCAGGCCGAGAAGGUUCUAGAAGAAGUGGACUGGCUAAUCACCAAGCUUAAGGGACAAGUGAGCCAAGAAACCGUAUCAGAAGAGGCCUCUUCUCAGGCAACUCUGCCAAAUCAGCCUGUCGAGAAAGCCAUCGUCAUGCAACUGGGAACUCUGCUUACAUUUUUCCAUGAGCUGGUGCAGACAGCUCUGCCAUCAGGCAGCUGUGUGGACACCUUGUUAAAGGACUUGUGCAAAAUGUACACCACACUUACAGCACUUGUCAGAUAUUAUCUCCAGGUGUGUCAGAGCUCUGGAGGAAUUCCAAAAAAUAUGGAAAAGCUGGUGAAGCUGUCUGGUUCUCAUCUGACCCCCGUGUGUUAUUCUUUCAUUUCUUAUGUACAAGGCCAAAAACAGAUUCCUACAUACCAGCCCCUCUGGAAUGUCUACAGUUCCUUAUUUUCCAGAACAUGGCAUGUGGAACAAACCUGUUUCUCUCAUGGCUCCAGUUGCAGAGCUUCUCUGUAUUUUCAGAAUAAGAGCCUAAACUAUACGGGAGAGAAAAAGGAGAAACCUGCUGCCGUUGCCACAGCCAUGGCCAGAGUUCUUCGGGAAACCAAGCCAAUCCCUAACCUCAUCUUUGCCAUUGAACAGUAUGAAAAAUUUCUCAUCCACCUUUCUAAGAGGUCCAAGGUGAACCUGAUGCAGCACAUGAAGCUCAGCACCUCACGAGACUUCAAGAUCAAAGGAAACAUCCUAGACAUGGUUCUUCGAGAGGGUGGCGAAGACGAAAAUGAAGAGGGCACUGCAUCAGAGCAUGGUGAACAGAACAAAGAACCAGCCAAGAAGAAAAGGAAAAAAUAAAUGAAAUGCCUGAGUUAAUGUGAACUUUGGGGCUUCUGCUUCAUUUCUACCCAACAAGCAACAAUGCCCCUUGUCAUACAGCCCACACCGAUGUUGGCAUCUUGGUUCUGAACCCACUGAAUUCAACUGCACCUUCAGUUAGAAGGAAUCUUCUUGGCAGGUCCUGCUACUGAAAAAUGGCUGGCCUUAGGCAAGCCCUUUUGCAAAAAGCACAGCUGAAAGCCUGAGUUUGGGAGCCUGCACCGCCCCGAUGAAGCUCCAUGGGAGCAAAUACAGAGCCUCCAGGCAGUGCUAUGGUCCAGGCUGGCUUCGUUUUUCCAAGGAGCCUUUGGUGAGUUCAAUUAUCUGGUAAAUAUCCAGCGCUUCACCUGAAAAAUAGUGCAAAUUGGUUAAGAUGCCACCUCAAUAACUGUAACUGAGAGCUCAGAAGUGAGCAAAGGAGCUUAAUGCUAAGGUCAAAAAGGAGAGUGAAAGGUUGAGAACAAUUGUCACGAAUGGUAAUGUUACAUGUUAGGAGGGUCUGUUUUCUUUUUAUAUAAAAUAAGUCUGUCUUAGAUACAUUUUAAAUAGAAAAUAAGCUUUCUGAUUUACUUGUUUGGUAUUUAAAGCACAGUUUGUUUUUCUGUCAUCUAAGAAUGCACUCUAUAGAAUAAAUCCUCUUUAAACAUUUCUGCUGUGGUUGAAGUAGGGGACAGGUACAGGUAGAAUAUUUGAAGCUCUGCUGUGUUCAUUUUUGAAACAUCAUGUCACAUUCACUGUGGAUACAGGGCACCUUAUGAACUGAAAUUAGCCUAGAA
This is a messenger RNA of Piliocolobus tephrosceles (Ugandan red Colobus), 5014 nucleotides long. RefSeq names its product FA complementation group I (gene FANCI). The transcript is spliced from 39 exons. Gene Ontology annotation, biological process: DNA repair. The record is from RefSeq and is a predicted model, not a curated record. NCBI's taxonomy places the organism in Eukaryota, Metazoa, Chordata, Mammalia, Primates, Cercopithecidae. Gene Ontology annotation, molecular function: DNA polymerase binding. Bases 78 to 4217 code for a protein of 1379 amino acids.